Molecule: messenger RNA, 1687 nt
Organism: Aspergillus alliaceus
Lineage: Eukaryota; Fungi; Ascomycota; Eurotiomycetes; Eurotiales; Aspergillaceae
Exons: 2
Coding region: 215-1216 (333 amino acids)
Source: RefSeq, a predicted model, not a curated record
AGACAAGGCUGCAACAGGCCAUAGAACAGCCCCUCCAUGUAACGAUAAUAGCAACUCCAGUUCUUGGGCCCAAUGCCUUGCCAUUCCCAUCGUACGAAUAAUUCCCCCUCCCCCCAGAUCAAAUGCGACGAAUUCUGCGGGGUGAAUCUCAACAACAGCAAAGAGCAUUUGAAUUGACCAGUGACCCUAAAGAGUACAUCCAUCAGACCCAACCAUGACCGAACGAACUCAAAGAGGAACUGGAAUUCUUUGCCCUCCCAGAUUUUCCUUCGAGCACGAUCAACGGCAAAGUCCGUUGUUCUCACGUCUGCCGUCCGAAAUCCGCGAGGAGGUAUUUGCAUUUGUCCUCUCCAGCUAUGAAGACACGACUCGAGCAUAUGAGAAAGAAACCUAUUGGACUCGACCGGGUCAUUGUGGCCCGCAGCAUGUCUCCACAGACCUCCUGAGGACAUGCAAACGAGUCUACACCGAAGCAUGGUUUAUGCCGUUCAUCUACGCAGAGCAUACUGAGUACCUCACCGCGUCGGACAGAAGGCCGCGAACGGCCACGUGGAGCGACUGUCUCAGAAUCAUGGAUGCUGAUUAUGAAAAGCUCCAACCACGAUUCGUUCGCGUCUUCGCGCAAAUGUGGGCACUCGAGCCGGGUGACCGAUUUCAAGAGACUCUGGAUAUGCCGCAUUUCUAUCCCAAGAAGAUCACGCUCACGAUUCGAUACACGGACUUCUGGUUUUGGGAGGACGAUGAACCUCUCCGGAUAGAUUCAACGUGGGUGAAUAAAGUUCGAUUCCCCGAGAGUGUCUCGCGGUUUUGUAUCGAGUUUGAGUCAAUCGAGCGACGGAAGAACGAGGUCGACUAUAUCGCCCGCGUAGCCGCAGAGAAGUGGCACUUCCGUCGUAAAGACGGGCUCCUGCUCACUCCACGUGAAUCCGAGAAUUCGGUUUUCAAAUGGACUGGUAGCUCGUGCUUGGGGGGUGAGCGCUGGAUCCGUGAUGAGGUUCGACCAGGGGAAUUGGAUUAUCAUAUUAGGACCGUGACAUGGAAGCUGUCGAGAGAGCGUGAAACGCGGCCCGGGUGUCCGAAUCUCCAAGUUCCCGAUACCAUGGAACGGGAAAUACCGAACAGUGUGCCCGCUGGUGAAGCAGUAGAAGCAUUGGAGAAAUACCGCGAAGUUCACAAUGUAGACUACGACUCCUACGGAGAUAGCGACGGUUAUUAGGUUUGUUUGCGGGCGUUGAGCAUCGCCCCCCUCUCGUAUAAGAAGUGCAGGCGGUAAAUUGUCCUCUAUAUAGGAUUACUGCAAUCCGAUAUUACUGCCCGCGAUACACUUGCUUUCAUUUGCGAUAUUCUCAUUCAGCAUUUAUGAGAUCAGCUUCUGUCCUUAAUUCCGAAACAGCGGUAGGAUUUACACUCAGGCCAACCCCUCAGCCUUCUCAAUCUCUUCUCUAGUCAAACACCAUUUUCUCUGUAGUUCCUUGUCAAGGGCCAAAGGAUACACAUCCUUCGGCCACCACUCCCCCCAACUCGUCAAAAAGAUCUGCUCCGAAUCAGACGGGAAAUCAUUCACAGCAAAUGCCCGAAGAAGGUUUCGGGCCCCUGUUGAACAGCGUUAUGGCUAUAUUCUCCCAACCAAUAAUAGAAUGUGGGUAAACAAAUCUUACCCUCGGGUAUAGUUUUUGCAUCGGGCAUA